CUUCAACAGCUCCAACCACACGUCCUAUGACCACAGCUACAAAACUCCCAACUUCGCCAACAACCCAGGCAUCAGCAGUUCAAACCACACGUCCGACGAUCACCACUUCAAAGCCUGAGGUAUCGGCAACAACCCAGACAGCAAAAGGCACCGAACUCCGGCCGCAACCCUCCGGUUCGCCCACUAAGACGUGCAGCAUCGACAAUUGCAAGCCUCCCAAGUGCACAUGCAUGAGCGAGAAACCUCCGGGAGGACUCAGCGUGGGGGACAUGCCUCAGUUCGUGAUGCUGACCUUCGACGACGCUGUCACGAAGCAAAACAUGCAGUUCUACCGGGAGCUUCUCGGGGGUCUCAAGCGCAAGAACAAGGCCAGUGGUUGCGGCAUCGCGGCCACUUUUUUUCUCUCGGCCGAGUAUCUUGACUACCCGUCCGUGAACGAGCUCUACAGAGGCGGCAACGAAAUUGCGCUCCAUUCCAUCAGCCACAAUACAGAUACAUCUGGAAGCUACUGGAAUGAGCUGGACACGGAGAAAUGGGAGCGCGAGGUCGUCGACGAGAGGAAGAUGGUAGCGAAGUACGCCAACGUUUCCGAAGACGACAUCAGGGGUCUCCGGGGUCCCUUCUUCUUCACCGGGGGCGACGCAGGGUUCCGGAUGCAACACCGUCACCUUGACUACGACUGCACGCUGAUCCACAAGCGGGACGGCCCAGAAGACGCCCCGGUAUUCCCAUACACGCUCGACUACGGCUUCCAGAAGCCUUGCAUGGUGAAGGAGUGUCCCAACGACAGCUAUCCCGGCCUCUGGAGUGUUCCCCUAAACUAUCUGUUUAGAAAAUAUAAGGAGGAAGGAGUCGACAAAUAUGGGCACUGUGCGAUGGCGGACGCCUGUACACCGAUACUGGAAUCUUCGGAGGACACCUUCCAGUACCUAAGGGACAACUUCGAGAACUUCUACACUACGAAUCGGGCGCCGCUUCCCGUCUUCCUCCACGAGGCGUGGCUCAAGGACGAAGAACGAAAGAAAGGCUACCUAAGGUUCGUGGACUGGCUCCUGGAAAAAGAAGACGUGCACCUGGUCACCGUCUCCGAAGUGCUCGACUUCAUGAGGGACCCCAGGCCCAGGACCAGCUACGCUCAGCGCCGCUGCACCAAAGACCUGCCCGAGUCCACGUGUCCGAAGACGAGAAACUGCCAUUACCCAACGACGACGCGCGGAAAGGAACGGUACAUGAACGUCUGCGGAACGACCUGUCCCACCAACUACCCGUGGAUCAACAAUCCGGACGGCAAUUAGCGCCACCAAGAACCUAACCUCCCCCCUCC
This is a messenger RNA of Ixodes scapularis (black-legged tick), 1324 nucleotides long. Its product is annotated as chitin deacetylase 8-like. Gene Ontology annotation, molecular function: hydrolase activity, acting on carbon-nitrogen (but not peptide) bonds. Bases 27 to 1295 code for a protein of 422 amino acids. Gene Ontology annotation, biological process: carbohydrate metabolic process. The transcript has 3 exons. Lineage: Eukaryota; Metazoa; Arthropoda; Arachnida; Ixodida; Ixodidae. The record is from RefSeq and is a predicted model, not a curated record.